Vigna angularis (adzuki bean) is the source of this 2776-nucleotide messenger RNA. RefSeq names its product probable serine/threonine-protein kinase SIS8. Gene Ontology annotation, biological process: protein phosphorylation. NCBI's taxonomy places the organism in Eukaryota, Viridiplantae, Streptophyta, Magnoliopsida, Fabales, Fabaceae. The record is from RefSeq and is a predicted model, not a curated record. Gene Ontology annotation, molecular function: protein kinase activity; ATP binding.
AAUAGCAAAAAAGAAGUAAGCAACAGGGUUUAUAAGUUUCCGGUGAGCAAAUCGUGGCUGGCGUGAGUGUUGUCCGAACACAAGAACACAAAAAAAGCAGCGUUCUUUUGUAGACACGCAAUUGGUGGUAUCUUCCGGCAAUCCUAUCGGUGUGCGCACCGGAUAGCUUCCGUGGCCGGCGACCGACACGUGGCGAAGAGCCUUUAGGCCCAAGCCUCGCAUUGGACAGAGACGCAGUCGCAAUUAAAACCAAUAAAAUAAAUGAAUAAACAAAUGCUUUGUGCAGAAGCCAAGCGAGGAACCGGCGAAUAAACAAACUAACUGUUAUCUAAGCGCAUUGCGCUCCUCACAACCAUAGAGUUCUGUCCAAUUCAAUGAACGGCUGCGAGGAGAGAGAAACUACAGCGUUCCGAGCUCUGGCGAAUCGGUGCCGGAGCCUCGAGGAGAAGCAGGCCAAGCUGAAGGAGGAAUUCGAUGAGCUACUGCAGAAGAAGCUCACAGUCAGGCACGAUAACGAUAGCGAGAACAAUAACGAGGUCAUUGCUGAUUCAACAACCCUCGGUUUUCUCUCCGGUUACUUCUUCUCCGGAAGUCCUUACGCAACCCUGCUGAAAUGUAUGGGCCACGCCGUUCACGUCGUCAGAGUUCCCUCCGCUGAGAUCGUGUACUGGAAUCACACGGCCGAAACUCUGUAUGGAUGGAAAGACUACGAAAUCAUUGGCCAAAGAGUAACUAAAAUCCUAACUGCUCAGGAAAAUUAUGUAUCUCUACAAAAAAUUCUGGAAAGGGUGGUUUCAGGAGUUCCAUGGUCUGGGAAGUUUCCUUUCAAAAAGAAAUCUGGUGAAGUAAUUAUGGCAUUGGUAACAAAAACUCCUCUUUAUGAGGAUGGUGAGCUAACUGGUGUUAUAACUGUUUCAAGUGAUGCGGCUAUAUUAAAAUGUACAAAUUCAGAAAAUCAAACAUACAAAUCUGCUAACAAUGGCCAACCUGGAGUACAGAGGUUAAACUUUAAAAGAAUUCAGUGGCCUCCACGACCAACGAUUGCACCAAUGCCACAGAUUGCUUCAUCUGUUUCCAAUCUGGCAUCAAAGCUUCUCCCACUGCUGCGUAGUACUGAUGGCACAGUUUCCAAGAAGACUUCAACGGAUGCUGUCGCAGGUGAUGAAAAGCUAGAGAAGCGUGGCAUAUAUGAAACAAAACCUAAUUCCAGACAUUUCCGUAAAGAAAACACAAUUGUUAUGGAGGCCUCUGAGGAGAAUGAGUCUACUGCAGAAUUUGGCCAACCUUCUAAAAUUGCAGCCAAGCUUCAAACUGGGGUACGUGCAAAAUAUGGGAAGGAUAAUGGAAAAAUGAAAAAUAAUUGUGCAGAUGAUAAUUCAGGAAGCAAUAGAAUGAAUUAUGAAAAUGAUUCAUCUGGAGGUUUAGUUCCAUUAAAAGGAUACCAGGAUGUUGUUAAUGGAGCAGAUAAAGAACAAAAUCUUCAGAAACGUAAUUCUUCAGUUGCAAUGAAGAGAGCGGAAAUAACAGCGUGUGCAUCUAGAGCUUCCACUGUUUCCAAAGAUUAUUCUGAGGCUACGACUAUGGUGACAGGAGAUGAAGUACAAAAGCAGCAAGAAGUGUCGCAACUGCCAACUUCGAGGCAGAGUACAGGCAGCCACGAAAGAUUGUCGGGCAAAGGGGAUUAUGAGUCAAACUCUGUUUCAGAGUGUGAAAUCCAUUGGGAAGACCUUCAAUUAAGAGAGGAGAUUGGACAAGGUUCUUAUGCAACUGUUUAUCAUGGAAUUUGGAAUGGAUCGGAUGUUGCAGUCAAGGUUUAUUUUGGGAACGGAUACACAGAGGAGACUUUACAAGACUACAGAAAAGAGAUUGAUAUAAUGAAGAGAUUGAGACACCCUAAUGUACUACUUUUCAUGGGAGCAGUAUAUUCACAGGAAAGGCUUGCCAUUGUUACAGAGUUAUUACCUAGGGGAAGUCUUUUCAAAAAUCUACAUAGGAACAAUCAGACAUUAGACAUCAGAAGACGUCUAAGGGUGGCUCUUGAUGUUGCUAGAGGAAUGAAUUAUCUUCAUCACAGAAAUCCACCAAUUGUGCAUCGAGAUCUGAAGUCUUCCAACCUGCUUGUAGAUAAAAACUGGACUGUUAAGGUUGGAGAUUUUGGCCUGUCUAGGUUGAAGGAUGCAACUUUAUUAAAUACGAAAUCUGGGAGAGGCACCCCUCAAUGGAUGGCCCCUGAAGUCCUUAGAAAUGAACCUUCCAAUGAGAAGUCUGAUGUAUUCAGUUUUGGUGUCAUCCUCUGGGAACUAAUGACUCAAUCUAUUCCCUGGAAAAAUUUGAAUUCCUUACAGGUUGUUGGAGUCGUAGGCUUUAUGGACAGACGACUGGACCUUCCAGAGGACCUUGAUCCCCAUUUUGCGUCAAUCAUCGAUGAUUGCUGGCAAAGUGAUCCAGAGCGACGCCCAUCAUUUGAAGAGCUGAUCCAGAGAACGUUGUUCCUUGUCAACAGAGUAACAGCAGUGUCAAUUAGGAGAAUUGCAGAAUCCUAAACGUGUUAUAUGGUUUGGGUUUUGUUUUCUCAAAAUGUGUUUGUUAAAAACAGAUUAUGAGAAGCACAAACCAACAUAUUGAGUGGCAACUGGCAACCCUUAGAACAUUCUUCCUUCCGAAAGUAGAAAGAACAACUCGAGAGAGACAAACCGAAGGUGGGGAGUAGGCGAUAAAAAUGCUUGUAAUUUUGUUUGGAGUCUUUGUAUAUAGAUAUUAUUCACGUGUUUUUCUU